UUGACCUCUCGAUGCUGUAAAGAGGUCUCAAGUUCAAUUCUAAAGCAUAUAUAUUUACAUACGUAUAUAUGCAUGUUUCUUUAAUAUGUUACAUAUGUACAUAUAUAUAUAAAUUAUAACUGUCUUCUUUUAUGGGAUUUAAAAAUCAAAAGAUUAAUACUAUCUUUUUACACAUGAACCAAAAACCACAAAAUCUGCUAUGAUACACAACAGUUUAAAGGUCUAUAAUCAUUGAUUGUAUGUAUGCCAGAGAGGAGCAGAUCAUCACAAGGCUUUUCCAGACCACACUUUGAGGCCUAUUGAUCUAAAACUUCUUUUUUUAAUAGUAUUUUAUUUUUCUAAAUACAUGCAAAGACAGUUUUUCACAUUUACCUUUGCAAAACUUUGUUUUCCAAUUUUUUCUCCUUUCCUUCCUUACCUCCUUCCUCCCCAAGACAGCAAGCAGUCCAAUAAAGGUUAAAUGUAUGCAAUUCUACUAAAUAUAUUUUCAUAUUCUUUAUACUACACAAGAACAAGCAGAACAAAAUCACAAGAAAAAAAAUACAAGCAAACCAACAACCACCACCAAAAAAAAAAAAAAAAAAAAAAAGGGAAAAUACUAUGCUUUCUGUAAUCCACAUUCAGUUUCCAUGGUUCUCUCUGGAUGCAAAUGUCUCUUUCCAUUCCAAGACUAUUGGAAUUGCCUUAAAUCACCUCAUUUGAAAAAAUCCAAGUCUUGUUCUUGUCCAUGGUCUCAUCAGUGCAUUUACUCUCUCCAUUAUCAGGUCACAAAACACCUAUUCCUUAUUCUUUGUGAUUAAUUUCCAAUUUCUUCUACAAAUCUUUCACUGAGAUCUUUAAUGUGCUAAAAGUUUUUAAGGCCUAUAGUUAUUUUUUAACAUCUAUGAAGAAGAGAGUCCGUGGUUUGUCAAUCUCUGGGAUUGUCUCCCCCCCAAAAAAAAAGAUGUCCCCACAGCCAUCAAUCUAGCAGUUCUUCUCCUCAAAUUUCUUCAGGUCUUUUGUCCAAAAUCUAUAUGAAUCCAUCCACAAGCGAUAAAUCUAUCAAGUGUCUACCAUAUAUGCCUGGGGCAGCUAGAAUGCCAGCCCUGGAGUCAAGAAGAUUCAUUUUCCUUAGUAUAAAACUAACCUCAGAUAGUUACUAGCUAGAUAUGUGACUCUAGGAAAAUCACUGAAUUUUGUUUGCCUCAUUUUCUUCAUCUGUAAAAUGAGCUGAAAAGAAAAUAUCAAACCCACUCCCAUGUUCUUGCCCAAAAAAACCCUAAAGAGUCAGAUACUAAUGAAAAAUGACUAAACAAAAACAAAAUUAUAUACCUGGCACUGUUAGAUAUUAGAAUUACUGUGACAAAAUUUGACAGUCCUUCACUCAAGGAGUUUAUAUUCUAUUGGAACAAUCAAUAGGUGUAUACAAAGUUAGAUACCUAGAUCUAAUUUUAAUGGCAUAGGGAAAUACUCUCAGUGGCAAAAAAAUCUCUUUACCAAAACAGGUAGUCAAUCUGUCUGGAUCUUUUAGACUUAGAAAGCAGUCAGAGGUACUGAUCAUAGAGCCAGCAUGUUUCAGAGGCAGGGAUAGAACUCAGAUUCUCUUGGUUCUGAGUUAACUCUCUAUUGAUAAAAUCACAUCAUCUCUUGAUAACAAAACAUAAGAUCACUUCAGGGACAGAUUAUCAUCCAGGAGUGAUCAGAAAAGGUUUUAUGUAGAAGAUCACAAUUGAGUUGAGCCUUGAAGAAAGUUAGGGAUUCUAAGGAACAGAAAUUCAGAAAGGGCAUGUCCUACAUAUGAGGAAGCCAGCUUAUGUAAGGACACAGAGGUAGGAGAUGCUUAUUUGUGUAUAUGUCUUAACUUUUCUACCAGAAAAAAAGUUCUUAGAGAACAAAAACAGUAUUGCCAGUUCACUUUGUAUAGGAAUCUAGCAUGUUAUAGAUGCAUCACAAAUGAUUGUUCAAACAUUUUUAAAUAAUCACUAAAAAGUACAUGUAUUACAUUAUAAAUAGCAAUAGCAUAUUUUGAAAGAUGUGACAGAAAAUAAAAUCUAUCAGGGUUAAUUAAAUACAGUUCAACUCAAUCAAGUGUUGAUAUCUAAAUAUCUUUCAACUGUCACUACAAUGAGGUCAGGAUUCUGCAAGAUUCUGUAACGUGGAUGUCACACUAAGACUAAUGAGUCAUUAAAUUAAUGCAGAGAUUACAAGAAGGAAGUAAAUAAGAGUCAUCUUAGAAAGAUGUAUAAACAACAAAGCAUCCCAUGUCCUAGAACAAGUCUCCUCAGAAAGGUAUAUAAGGGCUGCCCUGCAGAAGGGGAGCAUCAGACUUCAUUCACCUCUCCUGAAUCCUCUCUCUCCUCAUCUCACUUGAACCUUCUAUACUAAAACCAUGGGUUGCUGUGGUUGUGGAGGCUGUGGUGGCUGUGGUGGCUGUGGUGGCUGUGGCGGCUGCGGUGGCUGCGGCUGUGGAGGCUGUGGCUGUGGUGGCUGCGGGGGCUGCGGCUGUGGAGGCUGUGGUGGCUGCGGCGGCUGUGGCAACUGUUGCUGUACCACCUGUACCUGCCGCCGUGUAGGCUGCUGCUCUGGCUGCUGCCCCUGCUGCUGCGGCUGCUGUGGAGGCUGCUGCAGCCCUACUGUGGUCUGCUGCCGCCGCACCUGCUGCUGUGGUGGCUGUGGUGGAUGUGGCUGUGGCUGUGGCUGUGGUAAGGGCUGUGGCUGUGGUAAGGGCUGCUGCCAGCAAAAGUGCUGUUGUCAACAGAAAUGCUGCUGCAAAAAGCAAUGCUGCUGUUAAAAGGAAGUGAUCAGUGCUGAAUCUCUGGGAAGGAACUACUGGGGACACAUGUACAGCAAGAAGGUAAAACUUUCUUCUCUUACCUUGUCUUCUCUCUACUAAGACCUCUUUGGGUUCCAAAGUGUGGAACACUUAACAGCCCUCAGUAUCUCUCAGGUACUUAAUUUGGAAAGUGCCCGUUUUUAAAAAGAAUGAUCUUCCCAACAAUGAGAUAGGGGCCAAAAACAAUUUUCUCAAACUUUAUUCAUAUGAUGAGGUCAUAGAAUCAUGAAUUUUAGCAUUUUUUCUCUCUUGAAAUGUCUCUUAUAAAUGCCUGUAUCAGUAAGUCUAUUCUUUGGAUAUUUACUAUACAUUCACUGCCCUUUCUAUAAUUUCUGUGUUUUUCAAUGAAUAUUUCUUAAUAAAAUGGACUAAAUUUCAUUAAAAAAAAAAA
This is a messenger RNA of Antechinus flavipes (yellow-footed antechinus), 3203 nucleotides long. Its product is annotated as small cysteine and glycine repeat-containing protein 1-like. NCBI's taxonomy places the organism in Eukaryota, Metazoa, Chordata, Mammalia, Dasyuromorphia, Dasyuridae. The record is from RefSeq and is a predicted model, not a curated record. The transcript has a single exon. Bases 2369 to 2770 code for a protein of 133 amino acids.